Astyanax mexicanus (Mexican tetra) is the source of this 4462-nucleotide messenger RNA. RefSeq names its product carbohydrate (N-acetylglucosamine 6-O) sulfotransferase 7 (gene chst7). Bases 177 to 1460 code for a protein of 427 amino acids. The record is from RefSeq and is a predicted model, not a curated record. Gene Ontology annotation, cellular component: Golgi membrane. The transcript is spliced from 2 exons. Gene Ontology annotation, biological process: carbohydrate metabolic process; N-acetylglucosamine metabolic process. Lineage: Eukaryota; Metazoa; Chordata; Actinopteri; Characiformes; Acestrorhamphidae. Gene Ontology annotation, molecular function: chondroitin 6-sulfotransferase activity; N-acetylglucosamine 6-O-sulfotransferase activity.
UCUCUCUCUCUCUCUCUCUCUCUCUAUCUAUCUCUCUCUCUCUCUCUGUCUCUGUGGUGUGGGCGUGUUUGUUCCCUCCCCCUCUUCCAGAAGUAGCGGAGCUGAGGGCUGUUGAUAGUCCUGUGUGUACCGGGGGCGCCAGAUCCGAGUGGAUCGCCGAGCCGAGCGCUGCGGCAAUGAAGAGGAGGCUUCAGAAGAAGUACAUCAUCCUCAUCGUCGCCUACUCGGUCCUGCUGCUGCUCGUCCCGUACGUGCUGGACUACCGCGGUCACUCGGCUCACGCCAAGCAUGCAGUGCAGCAGCAGAGGUGCCCCGACCUGGAGAACACUAUGGCGCUGUGGAGCGGCAUCGGCGGCGGAGCGGCAGGAGGAGCCGGAGGAGGAGGUAACGGUACGGAGGCGGCGGGCGAGGACGGCGGCAUCAGGAACGACACCAAGAUCCACAUCUAUCUGCACGCCACGUGGAGGACGGGCUCGUCGUUCCUGGGCGAGCUGUUCAACCAGCACCCGGACGUCUUCUACCUCUACGAGCCCAUGUGGAAUAUGUGGCAGGCGCUGUACCCGGGCGACGCGGCCAGCCUGCAGGGCGCCGUGCGCGACAUGAUGAGCUCGCUGUUCCGCUGCGACUUCUCCGUGCUGCGGCUGUACGCGGGCGCGGCCAACGUCAGCACGGCGUUCGUGUUCGGCUGGAAGACCAACAAGGUGAUCUGCUCCGAGCCGCUGUGCGCCGCCUACAGCAAGCGCGACGUGGGGCUCGUGCAGGGAGACGUGUGCGCGCGCUGCCCGCCCCGCGACCUCGCCGAGCUCGAGCGCGAGUGCCGCAAGUACCGCGCCGUGGUGAUCAAAGACGUGCGGGUGCUCGACGUGGGCGUGCUGGCUCCGCUCGUGCGCGACCCCGCGCUCAACCUGCGCGUCGUGCAGCUGUUCCGCGACCCGCGCGCCGUGCACAACUCGCGCCUCAAGUCCAAGCUGGCGCUCGUGCGCGAGAGCAUCCAGGUGCUGCGCAGCAAAAAGCACGCAGACCGCUACCGCCGCCUGCUCGCGCCCGGCGCGCGCGCCAACCGCGCCGAGAACUACGUGGCCAGCGCCAUGGAGCUGAUCUGCGACGGCUGGCUCGGAGACAUGCUGCUCGUGGCCAACGCGCCGCCGUGGCUGCGCAGGAACUACAUGCAGAUACGCUACGAGGACCUGGUGCUGCGGCCCGUGGACGAGCUCCGGCGGCUGUACCGGUUCUCGGACCUGCCGGUGUCGCCCGAGCUCGAGAAGUUCGUGCUGAACAUGACGCGCGGUCGAGGAUACAGCUCGGACAAGCCGUUCCUUAUCUCGUCCCGGGACGCCAAAGAAGCCAUCUACGCCUGGAGGGAGCGCCUCAACGUGGAGCAGGUCAACCAGGUGGAGGCCUACUGCAGCGAGGUCAUGCGCCAGCUGGGCUACCAGAAGAGGAACCCGGACCAGACGUAGAGUACAAAAGCCUGAGGAGGAGAACUGUGAGAGAAGAGCAGAGACUGGAGGCGGAGCUAAUGCAGCAGCAGCAGGAGGUGUGAAGACCAGCACUGAGCUGCGAGGACUGGACUGACACUAGGAAUGUGUUCUUUUCUGGGUGUGGCCUUCAAAGCUGCGGCAGGCAGAGCCAGACAGAAUGACCAACAUGAAGGACACUGGCAAAAACUCACUGGCUUCAAAUGACCAAACCCAUCAUGAUCUGCAACCCCAGAGAAAAACACCAACGGAGUGAGUUUAAAUGUGACAUGGAAACACGGAAGAGUGUUACGUGAAGAGAGAGAGAGAGAGAGAGCGAGCGCGUCAGUCCGGGCUGUGUCCUGACGGCCAGAUUUCAUCAGCGCUAAUCCUUCUCCAAUCCCCAACAGCCCCUAAUCAGCCACAGGAGAUGGAGCCCUGGGCUUUUGGGCCAGUCUGCAUGAGUGUGUGUGCGUGUGUGUGCGUGCAUAUACACGCAUGCGCAUGUAUGUGUGUGUGGUCAGCCUGUAACAUGGGAACUUAGAAACCGAUUUUCUUCGGUAUGCCGUUGUUGUUAGGUUCCUCUGAGCUAGUGUAAUCUAAACAUUCCUGAAGGCAGUGUUGCAUUAAGAAAAAAAAAGCUGCUGAGCAGAAGCAGAUCAGCAUCCACAUACACGUCAGUUUCAGUGAAGCCCUCUGUAAUGUCUGUAAUGUCUGACCAGCCUAGCCAGAGUCCAGAUCCAUCUGCACAGGCCACAGUGACUGAAAUGGGAAGAAAUGUGAGGCAGUUUUCCCUACAGUUUACAGACUGAUUGUGUCAGAUUGUGUAAUAAUCCAUUUAAUGCCUCAGCCAUCACACACUCACUCACCUUGCUGUGACAGUGUGGGUCUGCUUACGUAGCCCAGCAGCCUCUAAGAUGUGUGUGCACAACACAACAAACACACAGUGUAUGAUGGCCAAACAUUUGAAUGUUUAAACAUUAGACAUUUACUUACACUAGUAUUGAUUAGGUCUGGUUAGGGAAGGUCAGAGUUCAGCAAUUUGUCUUUGAAAAGACAAUGAGAAGAUUGUAUUGCAAGACAUUGGAGCAUUGGAGGAAAAUUAAUAAUAAAAAAAUAAUAACAAUAAAAGCCAAAAAGUAUGUUAAAAAUGCAGCAAAAAUAAGAAUACAAGGUUUUGUGUGAGAAACUAAUUAAAUCCUACUUCUCUGUUUGUGUUGGAUCACUAAAAUUACUAGGCACGCACCGAAAUGAAACAUUUGGCCUAUCCAAGCACUGCUGAGGGAGGAGAUGACCUGCAGUGUGAGCCUUUUACUGCCACUUAAAAAAGGCAGAAAGACAAAAAAAGAAUACUAAGAGAAAAAAUUGCAAUAUAUCCCUAAUAAAAAAAUAUCGAAUUCUUCGAGUGGUAUAGAUUAUUCAGUCUUUUCACAGUAAUGUGGUCAAACAUUAAAUAUUUGGUGCAUCCCUAAAAUUACUUUAUUAUGCUGAAUUUUGACCUUCCAGGACCAGAAUUGAUGACACUGACUAACAACAAGAGGGGGAAAGAAAAGAAACAAACAAAAACAUGAAGCAUUCUGAUUGUUUAGGCCAUAAUAAUAAUAAUAAUGUUGUGAUGUUGAGCUCUGUUUGGCCAAGAAUGUUGACAGUAUCAUUUUUUGUCUGACAAAGCCAUGUUUAUCAUUUGUAUUCUAGGGAACUAACAACUGAUUUCAGUUGCAUCCUCUGUGAAUGAUGAUAUUUAUGAAAAAACAAACAUUGUAAAUAAAAUAGUUUUGUAGUAAACACCGUCACUGUUUUUAUUUGAUAACAUAAAAUAAAGCAAAUCCCUCAUUUUGUAUAAUAUUGCUACUGUAAACCAGUUCAAUACAUCAAUUUUUUGGGGGGAACGCACAAAUAUACUACAAUGCAUACCACAGUUUUGUCACAUAUUGUCGGACAGGCUGAGUGCAUUUUUAAUUCUAGAAUAGUCAUAGGGAUGCCGUCAGAGCAAUACAGGACAUCUUGGUAUAUAUAUUUAUAUGUAUUUCACAGAGAAAAUGGCAUCCUGCUGAUUGACUUCUUCUUUUUUUGUAACAUGCAGAACAUAGCAGGUGAGAGAUGAUGGCUACAGGAGAGCAUGAGCAUGACCUACACUUAUGUACAAAUUCAUCAUAUCAUGGUAUCGUGUGGAAACCAGUUAGAACACCUCCAAAAAGUCUCUUUAACCACAGUUGGUGCAGAACCACACUGGAACACGUUCUUCAGAUUGGGGCUGACUUAUCACGCCCCAGGAACAUUACUAGCUAAAUCACCUAUAACAAAAAGUGCGAUUAUCAACAAUCGACAACCUUCCAACCUUCAUAAUAGCCAGGCCAGGACUGGGAUUCUAAUGAAAGAUGCAAAACCUGGCACUAGGAGUUUUUUUGUUUGUUUAAAUCUUUAUAAAUAUGUUUGCUCAUACAGCAACUGAAAAAUGCUUCCCAGCAGAUCUCAAACAACACAUGGUUGAUUUCACAGUUUGCUCUCAGGUCUGUGAUAGUCCUUCGAUAAAAUAAGAAAAGAAAAAAAAAAAAGGCCCAGUCCGCAGUUGAGAAAAUCUUUUUUGAAGAAGCCUGACAUUCCCACUCCUAUUUUACAAAAGGAACUGUUAAAAUAUGUUUUGAACCUUAUUAAGCAAUUUGUGGAUUUUCUAAACUCAAUGUUGAAGUUCUUAGACAGAGAUUAAACCUAAUCGUAGACUAUAUUUUAAUUUCAAUGGAAAAUCUGCAUUCAAAAUGUUGUGUGGCUUAAUCCCGGACUGGGAAACUGCCCCAAUAAUACUGUAUAAUUCAUAAGACAAUAAACAUUUGAUAUAUAAACCCCAUAUUAGUAAAUAGUUAAUUAUAAUAGGUAAUCAAGCUUAACUGGGGAAAACCAUGAGAGUUAGAGUUAAUGCCAUGUUUGGUGGUUCUAGCAUUAAAGCUAUAUGAGAGAUGUGAAAUGUGGAUUGUUCCAGAAGCUCUUUUUUUUUUUUUUUUUUUUUU